Messenger RNA from Electrophorus electricus (electric eel), 6894 nucleotides. It is a transcript of the gene smpd3, whose product is annotated as sphingomyelin phosphodiesterase 3. Gene Ontology annotation, biological process: sphingomyelin metabolic process. NCBI's taxonomy places the organism in Eukaryota, Metazoa, Chordata, Actinopteri, Gymnotiformes, Gymnotidae. Gene Ontology annotation, molecular function: sphingomyelin phosphodiesterase activity. Gene Ontology annotation, cellular component: extracellular region; cytoplasm. The record is from RefSeq and is a predicted model, not a curated record.
GCCGCCUUCACGGUGGUCCUCGCAUCUCUCGUGCAAAGUGCCGCUUUGUUCUGGGUAAAUGCGAGACGUUAACAACUCGUGGACACGAUUAAGAAAAAGACAUCGUUGCAUUUUCAGAAGUGGUUUUGCACGAUGAAGAAUUUGCUUGCGCACGGGCUCCGCUUCAAGGUUUUGCACUUUGCGAGAAAACGAAUAUACACUCGGUUUAGCCCUUAUCAAAUGUGUCCAGUUGUGUUUUUUAAUGAGGAAGCUUGCAUUCGUAAGUCAGUGCAACGUCGACCUCGUUUCAGCGUCUUAUUUUACUGACCCGAUCAAGGUGUGGCUCUGUAGUCGUCAGCAUCUUCUUCUUUCAUUUGCCUGACGGUGGAAAAGUCUGCACCCGCCCUAACCGCCGUGCGCGAGCAAAGAACUAGAGGUUCUGUAAUAAUGACCAAGAAGAUGACAACAGUGAUGAUGACGAUGAUGAUGACGACGAAGAUGUCGAUGAUAACGAUGAUUAUGAUGCUGCCAUUGGCUUUUUGAAACACCCCUGCCACUAACAAGUCUAGAAUAUCAUGAGGUUUGGAAGGCUCUGUGCUGCCAUGAUGCUCAGAUUCUCCGGAAGACUGUAGCACCACAGCCCUCCAGUAGGGAGCCUCGCUGGGGAGAGAAGAAGGGUGGACCUCGAACCCAGAACCCAGAGAGAGACAUCUCUGCACCUGUAGGCUGCAGCAACGGAACCAUGUAGACCCUUGUGCUCCUCAUAAUUGGUGAGGCUUAGUUUUCUAGUCAUUUUUAACAUUGAUUUUUUUCACCCUUUUCCCCAUUCUGAGUAGACUCUCUGGCCAAACUGCGAAGUGGCCAUGGUUCUUCACACCUCCCCCUACCCCAGUGCCUUUCUCUGCUUCCUGAGCAACUUCUCCUGGGCCUUGGUGUUCCCUUGUUAUUGGAUGUUGGACAGGCUCCUGUCGUCCUGUGUGGCCACCUCUCUGGAGAAGCGUCGGCGUUCCCAGGACCCCUGCUCCUUCCUGGCCCUGGGCAUGCUGAUCUCCACGCCGCUCUACCUGGUACUGCUGCUGGCAUCCCUCCCCUUUGCCCUUCUGGGCUUCCUAGUGUGGGCACCACUCCAGGCCUCCCGGAACCCAUACAUCUACUCGCACCGCAAGCCUGACGUGCACCGGGUGGAGCAAGGCGGGGGGGCGGGGCCGGGAGAGUGGCGUCCGCAGGGUCGCAGCUUCUGCUUUGGCAGUGCCAACGUGUGCCUGCUGCCGGACUCGCUGGCGCGCUUCAACAACCUGGCGGACACUCAGCGGCGGGCACGGGAGGUGGGCAAACGGAUCCGCAAUGGUGCCAGCCGGCCGCAGAUCAAGAUCUACAUUGAUUCGCCCACCAACACGUCAGUCAGUGCCGCGUCCUUCUGCAGCCUGGCCGCGCAGGGCUUCCGACGCACGUCCUCGGUCGACCAACGACCCGAGCCGUCUGCAGGCAGUGAGGCCGACACUGAUCCCGUAGGUGAGUGCCCUGCGCAUCCGUCCGGAGGAAUGAGUGCAGACUGCCCCAUGCACAGCGACCAGAGCAUUCCCGAGUGCCCGCUGCACCCCAAUGGGGAGGAGCCGGCUGCAGACUGCCCAGUGCACCGGCCAACUGACCCGCAGGUUUCUGCCGAGUGUCCGGUUCAUUCCACAGCUGCUCCGAGCUCAGACGAUUGCCCCCUUCACCCAUCUGGGGUCCAGAUCAGCAUCACCUCCCCAGAGCCGGAGCCGGAUGACUCUGAAGGCCGGAACCAUUGCCCAGGUGAUGGGGACACGGGCAGCUUGCAUAGCCGUGCCCCCUCCCGCGAAUCCCUGACCCGCCCCCACAGCGCGUCCGGGGCUGAUGCCGUCAUCUCGUCCAACAACACGCUCUCGCAGCACCGCACGUCCGUCUUCAAGAGGACCGCUGGCCGCAAGCGCCGCCACGGCGAUGACGGCUUUGACCAUGAGAUCUCCGCCUUCUUCCCUGCCAACCUGGACUUCCUGUGCCUGCAGGAAGUGUUCGACCAGCGUGCGUCAGAGCGGUUGUGCGGGCAGCUGCAUCGCUACUUCCCAUACGUGCUGAGCGAUGUGGGCGAUUGCGGCUGGAGGGCCUGCUGCUCUCCGUUCAGGUUCCUCAACAGCGGCUUGCUCCUGGCCAGCCGCUACCCCAUCCUGGAUGCGCACUAUGAGUGCUACCCCAACGGACGCGGCGAGGAUGCACUCGCAGCCAAGGGGGCGCUCUAUGCCAAGGUACACGUGGGCACAUCCCAUCAGGAGCAGAGGAUUGUGGGAUACAUCACCUGCACUCACCUGCAUGCUAUAGAGGGUGAUGCGUCUGUCCGCUGUGAGCAGCUGGACCUGCUGUUAGAGUGGGGUGCUGAGUUCAGGAGAUCCACAUCUCAGCUUGGAGAGGCAGAGAAGGGUCUGGAAGACCAGGUGGCCUUUGACGUGAUUCUUGGAGACCUCAACUUUGAUAACUGCUCUUCUGAGGACAAGCUGGAGCAGCAGCAUUCUGUGUUUACGCAGUACAGAGAUCCAUGCCGCUUGGGGCCCGGGGAGGACAAGCCGUGGGCUUUGGGUACCCUGUUAGACACGAGUGGUCUAUAUGAUGAAGAAGUAAGCUCACCAGAGAGUCUUCAAAAGGUUAUGGAGAAUGAGGAAAGCAGGAAGGAAUACUUGGUUUUCCCUGCGAGCAAGAACCAGUGUCCCAACCAGAAGGGCCGUAAAAUCCCCCUGAAGGGAAACGGGCGCCGGAUCGACUACAUCCUGUACAGAGAGGAAGUGGCACAGGCCGACUGGAAAGUGGACAUUGAGGAGUUCAGUUUCAUCACUCAGCUGGCUGGCUUGACUGACCACCUGUCUGUGGCUUUAAGGCUGGCAGUGUCAACAGGAGAAGAGGAGUCUUAGAAACCUGACACUCUGUUACACAAUGCCACGGACAGAGGGAGAGAGAGUGAGAGAGAGAGGGAGAGAGAGUGAGAGUGAGAGUGAGAGAGAGAGCGAGAGAAAGAAUGAGCAAACAAUGUACAGAAAGAUAGUCUGACAGGACUGUUCGAUGUUGAAGAUGGUGUGAAGACAAGCAGACACACACACACAGGGAGACAAAGACAUACAAAGAGAGAUACAGCAGAGGUGCAGGUCUCUGUGACACACACACACACCAACAUGCAUAUGGACGCCCGCACACCCACCCACCACCCACCCACCUAGAAACACAUCCUCACAUGCGCACUCCCACACAAACCAACAUGUGCGCAGACACACACACACACACACACACACACACACGAGACCGCUCUUCUAACCAGGCAAAACCACAAUCUCACUCUGUCACGUCCUCUUUUGGGAAGUCUCCACUACCCCUAGAAUGAGUUUACAUUACUUACUACGUUGUAUCAGUUGAGUUCAGCUCUCCUCUGUUCUUCUCAGACUUCUCUGGGGCCUGUGUAGGGAGGCAAGUUCAUUUUCUGGUGCCAUGACCCAGGAAGUCUUUCAGGGAAAAGACUGCAUGAGAGGAAGCCUGGAUUCUCAGUAUUGCACGUCCUGCCACCUUACAAACACACAAACAUGUUCAUAUUGAUGUGAGUCCUCUUUUAGAAGAAAAGACCUUUCCCAUGCUCUAUCCUCCAGAACCUCAGUAAGACGUGGCUUUCUUUUCUAACCUCUUUCUAGACCUUUCUAUGGCCAGCCAUGCCAUCUUUGUAGGGAGUUUAUACUGUACAGACACUGAAUAUUGUUCAAUGGUACUGGACUUGUAGUGUGGUCUGGGGCAUCUUGACUGAAUCAACUACUUCCCUACGGUCAGACUAUACAAUAGAAAAAUCUCCUAUUUCACUGUCGGUUUAUUGUAGCCAGUCUUUGAAAUUCAGUAGUGUGCAGUAAGAAAACCAGUUUGGCAGUAUGUACAGUGUGUGCAUUCUCUGGACAAAGAUUGUCUGAAUUUUUGUUUGAUCGACACGGAGGGUCCCACAGGUACCUAGCCGUGGAGCAGGUGACCAGCCUGUAUAUUCAGAACGAAAUCCUGACAGUGAUUCACCAUCACAGGUUCUCUGUCUGUGUCACAGACGCCAUGCAGCUGACCAUGCAGUAUUGCUAUGACUCGCAGGUGCCGCGGGAGGGGUUUGGAAUGUGGUGAAAAGGCUUUCUGCAUUUACCAGUUCCAGUUCAGGCCAAGAUGCUGGCAUCCAAACAAAUGUUUACACACCUGUUAUUGAGUUACAGGCAACACUAUUGAGGAUGCUUAAAGUGGACUGAAAAUUAUUUCAGACAUUACUCCUGUGCUCUCUAUUCCUGUCACCUAGUUGCUUUUAUACUUUAUAUUAUUAUAAUCAUUAUUAUUAUUAUUAUUAUUAUUAUUAUUAUUAUUAUUGUUGUGUUCAGUUUUAAUAAUACAGUGUUUCCCACAAUUGCUAACGUGCUUAUGAUGAAUAUGGGUGAACUGGAAGGAAUGCCUAGGUAGUCCCGGGUAGUCCUGAGCUGUUCUGAACAGUCCUAAGUAGUUCUGAACAGUCUUUGGCAGGAUUUGCCAAAACGUCUCCACAGCCUCUGCAGGGUUAGACGUGAAAAAAAAGCCAUCUUAGUAAGCCAAAUCACCCUGAAUGUAAACAAUAUGUCUGAGAUUUCUGCAACUUAAAGUGAUCAGAUUAUUUAACCUAUUAGAUGUUUUAAAAUUACUUUUAGGUGUCUUAUCAAAGGAAUGUAUCAAACAGAUUUGGCAGAUCAUUUUCUUUCUUUUAAGACUUAAAUCCCUAAAGGAGGUAUAAUUAUCCACCACUUCCUUAAGGCAAUUUCACUUAAGACACCAAGAAUUAGGAGAAAAUGUCUAGAAAUAAAUUAAAUGAUUUGAAAACAGUUCAUAAUAGGAAAUGCUUGAUAUAUUGCAUACAUUCAAGAUUCUUUUCUUGAUAUAUUUUGCGGUAUAGUUUGAUUUCUGAGGAGAGAUGAGAAUACCUGAUGAGUAUACAUGUAUGGAUAGCUUCCCGUCAGAGUGCUGGCGUUUGAGAGCUGUGAUCCAUGUCUACUGCAGUGGCUGUGGAAUCAGCUCCUAUCUGGGGCUUGGAGUCAUCUAAAGCUCUUCUGAUUUCACUCUACUUGACAUCUAAAAUAUCGAUCUGAACCUGUUAUUAUCCUUAAUCGUGUUUUUCUUUUCUUUUCGAUUUUUAGUGUGCUCCAGUAUAGUUGCUUAACCCAGUACCAGGCUCCAGAGGAACAUGUUUUAAUGGGAUUAGUUCAACAGGUUGGGCGUUGUAGCCUUUUCUAUGAGAAGUUUAAUUUAUCUGUUUAAUUCAUUUUUACCUGUGCAGAUGAAGAUUAAUGUGUACAUGAAACAGUGGCUCAUUCACACUGAAACAGGGGCAGGUUCGUGGAAAAUCUGGCUUAGCCAAUAACAUGGGCCGAAACCUUGAGGUCCCACCCAGUGACACCAAAUAAUUAAAUUCAUCUAAAUAAUCAUCUUAUAUAUACAUUUAAAAAAAUGUAUUUUUUUUUUCUUUACCUCAAAAAUCUUCAUUAUCAUUUUGUAGAUAAUAGCUUUGGCCCUUCUUAUGUGUGUGCUCAUUUGAAGUGUUAAGCAAGAGCCAUCAGAAAGACGGUUACGGAUUUGUAAUAUAAAACAGGUGACUGUAGAGCAUGUGUUUAUUAAGUGCUGUAGGUGUUGGCACCACGGGACAUCCUCUCCACAGACCUGCCCACAGUGGCGCUGGGUAGCUUCCAGCUCUGUAGGUCAUUUGUGGCUGUAAUUUAGUGUAAGUUUUUACAUGAGUCCAAAGCAGGUCUCGUGUUGCUUAGGUACUGCAGCUGCGGAAAACACUGAAAGACUGCAUUACCCAUGAUGCAUUACUAUGCUUGAUGCUAUAUUAGACUUUUCUGAGGUCUGGCAGAGCUUCUUUAUGUUUUCAGGUAAAUGACUGAUGUGCUAGGAAAAGUUGUGAUCAAUCCCAGCCCAAAUCCAAUCCGCACGGCCGCUGCAACCUUCUGCCAAGACCUUGUACCAUGUCCAUGUUCUGUAGUAAGAAUUAUAAAGGUGUCAAAUUGUUCCCAUCCACCAAUCUUCAAGUCAUCUUCACCAGCCACACACUCUUAUAAUGUUUGUGUACACACCGCGAUAUCUUGUGUGUAUCCUACAUCUGGUGAGACAUGGUGUGAAGAUCCCUGACUGUACGAUGAAUAUGUCCAAAUUUACAUGAACUAGGAACAUUUAUCUCUUUACACAUCUGGAAGUACAUGGCAUACACAUUAAAACACCUUAUGGAACUGGUUAACGUGGCAUGAGGCCUGUCCCAGCCAGCUGCAUGCGUGGGCAACUGUCCCCUUGAUCCUACACCCACACCCACACACACACACACAAAGAGACACAUACACACACACACACACACACACAUGCACCCCCCCCCGCCCCCCCCCCAACACACACACACACAGUGGGACUGAGACCCACUAGAAUAAACUGUAUUGACAGUGCUUUGCUCUGCUCCAGAUAAUGUAACCUUUUGCAGUGGCCAGAAUUAGCACUUCCUGUUCUGACUUACAUAGCUCCUCCAAAUCCAUUUUAAAAUAUGACCACGGGAACCUGUCCAAGACGAGUGUGAAAGGUCAAGCCUCACCAAGAUCUUCCAUGCCGCUGUGAAGGGGAUGAGUGGGCCAGCCAUGCUUGGGGGUGAAAGGUCAGGGUAUGCUGAAGCUCUACUGACUCACUUCCUUCGCCGUAUCCGCGAGCACCUCGCCGUCACGAGGUUCCUGAUCUGUGUUGCAGUUUCUUUUCAGGUGGAAUGCUAUUUGAUACACGUAUCACGCUCAGCCAGCUUAUCCGGGGAGGGGAGUGAACAGCUUUCUUUGUCUCAGCUCUUUUUAACUGCUUUUUUGGGGUCUUCGGCUUUUUAUAAACAAAUUUGAUCCUCUUUGA